AGUGUGCCAGUGUCGCAAGAUGUCAACACAGUCGUCAAAACAUUAAUGGCCUUGAAACGUUUGUCAAGUUUGACGUUAUUUUAUGCGUUUGCCACUCACAGCUGUCAGAGUGUAUUUGUUUGAGGUGUAUUAUAUCGUUCGUUGGACAUGUCAUCAGUACUCGAAAAUGCCUAUUUGCGGCAUAGGCUGAGACAAAUGGAUCAGCUGUAUCCGGAACCUUCAACAUUUGGGCACUGUGACUGCACAUCAUAUUCUUACUUUGCUCUCUCUUUAGUCCUGUUUGUGAUGGGGGCCGUAAUAACCGUGCUUGCUCUCGGAGACGCCGACGGGUACCUAUUUUCUAACUUAGGUCACAUGUGGCUCGUCGGGCCAAUUUUUAUUUGCUCUGGACUCAUGAUUGCAGUGAAAAGUAUUUUAUAUCUCAGAAGAAAAAGUGUCAUCCAGAUGUUACUGCGGCAGCGAGCGCUGUUAAGGGGACUACAGGAGUUAGCCCAGCAGUCAAGAAGUCAACAAUCAGGCUGUGUAAUACGCAACCCAAGCACUGUCACAUUGCCACCAACAUAUGAAGCCCUCAUGGGCACUACUGAAUCACAUGGUGGUAGCACCUCAACAGAAGCACCUCCACCUACAUAUGAGGAAGCAAUGUUCCUCAUGGGUGAUGAAAAGCUGUGUGUUGUGCUUGAUGAUCCCAAAUAUCCUACUACUUCCAGUUCGCACCAGAGGAAAGGCUCUCAGUCUACCUCAAGGAGUCAAAAACCUGGUGAUGCAGCAGGUGCAGACUAAGAUUGUGAAUAGAUUUUUAUUCAUACCAUGUUAGCCGUUGUGGUUAUCAGUGCUGUAGUGUCUUAAAGAUUUUAAGACAAGGGUAGGUGGUGUCAAUAAUGAGACGACUGUUCAACUUGGAAACAUUUUAUGACAUUUUUGCUAGUAUUUUUGCACCACAAGUGUUUAAACGCAAUGGAAACAUAUCCUGUGAUGGAAUACAUUUUUUCUACAGUAUUUUGAAGUAAUAGUAAUGGUAAUAUUUAUUUACUGCACAAGAUUUGGCAACUGGAAAUCUGUAGCUCUCUAUUGGAGUAGUCAUUUCCAUAACACUGUGAAGGUGGUAUUACAGUUAAUUAGUUUUUAACGUAUCUACAAGUUUUAUGAGGGAUGCAUUUUCUUCAUUAGAGUGCUUAAUACUGCUGUCUUCACUAAUGUAAAAUAACAUAGGUAUCUAUGAGAAUGCCUUUAUAGUGGGAUUGAAAAAAAAAUAGUGUCAUUAUUUCUGUAAUAGCAGUUACUAUUGCAUUUCAGAUAUUGAAAAUGAAGUGAGGGAGAAUUUAGGUACGGUGCUGUACCUGUAACCUGUAAGUGGAAAAUGAUAUCCCUGUUCAAACUGUGUUCAGAGACUACAAGCUUCUGAGCUAAUCAGAAUAAGAGCAGGCUUUGUAGUAAGUAAAAAAAAAAAAAGUAAACAGUGAUUCUCUUACUUGAGGUGCCAAACCUAUUAAAAUUAGUAGUUUUGGGGCAAUUGCUGGUAAACAUUUCUAUUCUUAUUUUCAGCAAUUCAGGAUGAUCAGAGUUGAAAAUUGAUUCAGAUGUCCUUACAUUUGAAUGCAUAUAUCUAAAUUCUGGAAUAUUUCUUUGGUAUCAAUGUUAAUAGAUUUAGUGUAUAAUGUCUUAUUUUUGAUAGAUGUUACAGGUGAGCUGUUAAUCAUUAAAUCAGGAGAGGUACAUGACAAGAGAUAUUUUGAAAUAGUACUCUGUUCUCAAAUUUGAUGCAUGGCCUUUUGUUACUUUAACCUUCACUAGCUGAUAGACAGACGUGUAAAAUAUUAAUUUCUUUAUGUCUGUGGAAACUGUUCUCUCCCUCUCUCAAAUACACUUUGAAAAGUAAGGUCUGUGAUGCACUAUGAAAGUCAGCUGCAAAUAUCCAUGAUUUUGUUUUGUGUGUAUUCAAAUUAAGCAAUAUUUUCUUUGUAAAUUAAAUGGCAAGUAAAUUUCUUAAAUUCUAAAUAAUAAUAUAUUUCUUGAAAAUAACAUCAGGCAAACACAGUUUUCCUUUCUUUUUACCUCUCUAAAAUAUAUAACAUGGGAGAUAAUACUGUUGGAAAAUUGUUGUUAUGAUUUUGGUGGUAGUGUCAGGAAUCAGUCUCUUAUAUUGUACACUGUUUCUCUAGAAAUUUUGUGGCCCAUUUUGUGCUCUUUACCUAGUGUUAUCUCUCAACUAUCUCAGAGAAAAGUCAACAUACUUCACUUCAGGCAUGAGAAGCGUCUCUUUAUGUUUGACUGAUCUAUUGAUGCAACACAUUCUCGUUGCACUAAUUUCUUGAAAUUUAAUCUGAGUGUUGUUUUGUCUGCUUUAAAUAAAAACUAUUUACAGACUUAUAUGGGUAUAGUACACUUAUUAUACAGCUGUGUCCAUUGUUAUUCAAAAGUUUAGCUAUGAAGUGCCUAGAAAUGUGUACAUGAAAUAAAGUACAGUGAAGGUUAUUUGAAAAUUCAGUUGUAUUGGGGCUAUCCAUU
Molecule: messenger RNA, 2508 nt
Organism: Schistocerca americana (American grasshopper)
Lineage: Eukaryota; Metazoa; Arthropoda; Insecta; Orthoptera; Acrididae
Exons: 3
Coding region: 148-783 (211 amino acids)
Source: RefSeq, a predicted model, not a curated record